This is a messenger RNA of Silurus meridionalis, 2078 nucleotides long. It is a transcript of the gene supt3h, whose product is annotated as SPT3 homolog, SAGA and STAGA complex component. NCBI's taxonomy places the organism in Eukaryota, Metazoa, Chordata, Actinopteri, Siluriformes, Siluridae. The transcript has 12 exons. Gene Ontology annotation, biological process: transcription by RNA polymerase II. The record is from RefSeq and is a predicted model, not a curated record. Gene Ontology annotation, molecular function: transcription coactivator activity; protein heterodimerization activity. Bases 512 to 1627 code for a protein of 371 amino acids.
CAAACGAAACCGUGAAACGGAUUCGCGAUCAAUAUCGCCAGUCUUUUUUUUUUUUCUUCUUCUUGAUCACUCGGCGAUCGCGCUCGUUAACGGUGACACGUUAACGGUGCUUUUAGUGUAUCAUAGUGAGGGAAAGUAGGGGGAAAAAAACUGCAGCAGUUCCCGGCUGGCUCGCACGCGCGCCUCACUUUCGGACGAAAGUGCGCGCGCGCCUCGACGGACUUAAAAACCGAAAUCGCGCGCUCUGCGUCCGGACUUCAGUCCGCUUCGAAGCCGAGCGCACACGCCCCCGCGCGCGCGCGCACACAAAUCGUCCUUUUCUGUAGCCGUAGUUGUAGUAGUAGUAGUAGUUCUUAUUUUCUUUUUUUUCAGCAUAAAACAGUCAGAGGCAUCGCUCGCGUUCUUUUGCACAAGUCUCUUUUUGCGUCCGCGCCGUGAAGUUCACAGAGCCGUCCGAGAGAAACGCGAGUCUCCGCGCAUCCCGACUCGCCCGGAGGAAAAGUCGAAUGAGAUGAGCAACAGUGCUGCGAGCCCAAUGGCAGCCAGCAGCACCUCAAUGGCAGCAAGAGGAUCCGGAAAACCGAUCAGUUUCAUCCCAGAGCUGCAGAGCAUGAUGUUUGCACUGGGGGAUUCUCGGAGACCCCUACAUGAAACCGCCGCCCUCGUCGAAGACAUAGUGCACACACAGCUCAUCAAUAUGCUCCACCAGGCAGCUGAGGUGGCUCUCCUGCGAGGAGCCAGGGUCAUAUCGCCAGAGGAUCUCAUCUUCCUCAUGAGGAAAGACAAGAAAAAACUGCGAAGACUCCUUAAGUACAUGCAGUUUCGAGAUUACAAAUCCAAACUGAUGAAAACCCUUGACGACGAGGAGCCGCUGGACUCAGACAAAUUCUCCAGCAGUAGUGCCAACAAGAGGCAGAAGCUGGUGCUGGACUUCCUGGGCUCCAUUGACCAGACAGGGGAGUUCCUGACACUGUUAGAGGACGAGGAGUUGGAUGAAGUCAAGCAGGAGCGGAUGGAGAGACUUGAAAAACAGACGAGGAAUAUGGACUCGGCACAGUAUGCUGAGUUUUGCGAAAGCCGACAGCUUAGUUUUUCUAAGAAGCUCUCCAAAUUUCGUGAAUGGUUGGACUGCAGCAGCCUAGACCUGAAGCCCAAUGGGGUCUCCAUGGAGAUCCUGUCGUAUCUUGCCUAUGAAACAGUUGCCCAGAUUGUUGAUCUUGCCCUUUUGGUUAAACAAGACAUGACCCCCAAAACAGGCGACCCAUUCAUCCAUGCCAUAUCAGCCACUUUUCUGCAGUACCACAGCUACGGGGCUGAGACUGCAUCUGCCAAAAGAGAGAUGGACUCACCAGAGAACACACCUCCUUCCACCCCAAGCUCCGGUCAUCAGGCCAAACUUCACUCCGUGAACCAGGGUGACGGCUCAAUCUGUCAGGACUCCAGCAGCAAGAGCAAACAGCGCAAGAGGAAGAGAAGCGCAGCAGCGUGUGGCGCGGAGGCUCAGAGCAGUGCCAUCCAGCCCGGCCACAUCAGAGAGGCCAUCAGGCGCUACAGCCACAAGAUUGGCCCACUCUCCCCCUUCUCAAGUGCCUACCGCCCGAGCGGCAUGACUUUCCUGGCCUGCUGAAGGGGAGCGACGGUGUAAUGGAGGGAUGCAAAAGAAACGAGUGCCAUGUGUGUUGCAGAGCUUCUCACCUCUUCUGUCCCCCCACUGCUGAAGCUUAGGGCUGAGAGCAGCACUAUAUGUUCUACUCUAUAACACUACACCCUAGAGGUGCUCUUUUUCGUUGGAAAACUCACAGCAGAGCGUUUAACUGGUUCCUGUUUACAUCCACCAUAUUCCUCACUCCCUUCAUUAUUCACAUAUUCUACCAUGUAUGCCUGAUUUCAUUAUUGGCAGAAAUUAUUUUAUGAUUUUCUUUACACUUGAAGUCAUUUAUUUUGUACUUUAUGAGACAGUAAUUAAGUUUGCAUCAUGGUCUUUUUUUUUCUACUUAGGUUGUGUUUGUCUUUUAUCUUGAAGUAAUAUCAUUUAUAACCCGGUCAAUUUCAAUAAAAUAAAUGAUGCCUGCCUUUUC